AUGAGCAGCCUCAUCUUCGUCUACCAGCGGGUAAGGCGGUCAAUCUACAUACCGCUCGCCGUCUUCGUCUUCUUCUGCGUCCUCCUCGCGUCGACAUACCUCGACCCGGGUGCCGCCGUGCGGAGACUCGCCAGCGGCCACCGCUCGGGGCCGGCGACAGAGGCGAAUCAUCUCCUCGGCGACCUCAUCGAGGCCCUGUACAGGCCGUACGUGCACCCGAUCACGGCGGAGAACUUCACCGACGAGACGGGCGAGGUCUUCCGCACGACCGGCGAGCCGUUCUACAAGAAGAGCCUCGGCCGGCGCGUGCUGAUCCUCGACGCGGACACGCGGCCCUUCACCAACGACGGCGAGCUCCUCAGCGAGUCCGGCGUCAAGUGGCCGCACCCCGACGCCAUGUCCUCCGGCAUGCUCAGCCACUACCUCUACUCCCGCAUCCACGGCUACGACUACCAGCUGCUCCGCGUCGCGCCCGUCGCCGACUGGUCGCACACCUGGAGCAAGGUCCCCGCCAUCAAGCACGCCCUCCUCUCCCACGACCUCGUCGUCUUCCUCGAUCAGGACGCCGUCUUCCGGUACCCCGCCCUCCCGCUCGAGUGGCUCCUCAACCACUGGCAGCACGACGCCGCCACCUGCCUGCUCCUCGCCGCCGACCCGGACAAGCCCUUCAACACGGACCCGGACGGCGCGCGCUACCUCAACACGGGCUUCGUCGUCGCCCAGAACAGCACCCGCACCCACGACCUCCUCGACGCCUGGCUGCGCUGCCCGACGGGGGAGGAGUUUGAGGGGUGUCGGCGCUUCGCGUAUGAAUGGCCGCACGAGCAGGCGGCGCUGGUCAGCUUCGUGGGAAGGUACCAGUUUGCGAGGGAGGGGGAUGUGAGGGCGGUGCCGUGCGCGGAGGCGAACGGGUCGCCGUGGACGAAGGAGGAGCACGGGUGCAGGGGCGCGCUGGUGAGGCACCUGUGGAUGGAGGGCAAAGGCAGGCAGGUGGAGGAGCUGGCGGACGGGGUGCUGAGGUAUGUGAUGCCGGCGCUGUCCGGGGACUUUCGGGUGAGGCACGCGGAGGCGUUGGCAGAGGAGAUGGCCAGGGCUGGGGUGCGAGACCGCAGGAGGGAGAGCUUUACGGGUGACAGGGCCGUGGCGCCGAUUGCUAAAUGA
This is a messenger RNA of Cordyceps fumosorosea ARSEF 2679, 1161 nucleotides long. RefSeq names its product Galactosyl transferase. The coding region runs from base 1 to 1161 and encodes 386 amino acids. Gene Ontology annotation, cellular component: Golgi membrane. The record is from RefSeq and is a predicted model, not a curated record. The transcript has 2 exons. NCBI's taxonomy places the organism in Eukaryota, Fungi, Ascomycota, Sordariomycetes, Hypocreales, Cordycipitaceae. Gene Ontology annotation, biological process: protein N-linked glycosylation. Gene Ontology annotation, molecular function: glycosyltransferase activity.